GCCGGGAGGAGCGGGGCGUUCUGGUCGUUUAGCUUUCCCUGUGCGGUCUCGGCGGGUGCUCUCUCCCCUCCCCUGCACCUGGCCUGGGGGACCUUCAGGGCCUCAAGUAGGGCACCAGAAAAAGGCCUCCUAGGACUAACCCAAGGAAAGUUGAAGGGAAAGCAGCCAGUUGAUCCCCAUGGCUCUCAGGUCCCUGUGACAGUGCUGCCCAGGCCCUCUGCAUCAACUUCUGCAUCAUGGAGCCUCCUGGUGAGAAUCCAGGAGAGGCUGAAGGGCUACGCAUCACACCCCAGCUGCUGAAGUCACGCACGGGAGAGUUUGCCCUAGAGUCCAUCCUGUUGCUGAAGCUGCGAGGCUUGGGGCUGGUGGACCUGGGCUGCCUAGGAGAGUGCCUAGGCCUUGAGUGGCUGGACCUGUCUGGCAAUGCACUUACCCAGCUGAGCCCACUGGCUUCCUUGCGCCAACUGGCAGUGCUCAAUGUUUCCAAUAAUCGGUUGACAGGGCUGGAGCCACUUGCCGCCUGUGAAAACCUGCAGAGUCUCAAUGCAGCGGGCAACCUGCUGGCCACUCCUGGCCAGCUGCAGUGUCUAGCUGGGCUGCAGGGCCUCCAGCACCUGCGGCUCCGCGACCCUUUGGCACGGCUCAGCAACCCACUGUGUGCCAGCCCCUCCUACUGGGGUGUGGUUCGAGAGCUGCUACCUGGCCUGAAGGUCAUAGACGGGGAGCGUGUGAGUGGGCGAGGCAGUGAGCUCUACCAGUUGUGCCGAGACCUGGACAGCUCCCUGCGCUCCAGCUCCAGCCCAGGUCCCAGAGCUACUGAGGCCCAGCCCUGGGUAGAGCCUGGGUACUGGGAGUCCUGGCCUACCCGAAGCAGUUCCAUCCUGGAGGAGGCCUGCCGGCAGUUCCAGGACACCCUACAGGAGUGCCUGGACCUGGACCGCCAGGCUAGUGACAGCUUGGCCCAGGCCCAGCAGGUUCUUAGCCCUGUGGGCACCACCUCUUCCCUUGUCCUCUGAAUGUGCCCCACAGUCCAGUACAGCAUGGCAGGUAGCUUUGCUGCCUGCAUCUCUCUUCCCUGCUUCUGCACGUUUCACCUGACCAGGGACCUGCAAGCCAUGCUGUUUAUUUAUCCCUGUCCCAAGAGGAGCCCUACUUCCUGUCCCCUCAGGAACACUUCCCUGCCCUUCCUCCAUGUCAGUAGGGUUGCACCUCCAAGUCUGCAUCCAUAGCAGCUGCUACUCCUGGCUUCCCCUACCUGAGACUUAGUGUCUAGAGUUACCUCUCACACACCAACUCCAUUAAAUAGCUCUGUGUCCAUUUGUA
Molecule: messenger RNA, 1323 nt
Organism: Castor canadensis (American beaver)
Lineage: Eukaryota; Metazoa; Chordata; Mammalia; Rodentia; Castoridae
Gene: Lrrc61
Product: leucine rich repeat containing 61
Biological process (GO): outer dynein arm assembly
Cellular component (GO): cytoplasm
Molecular function (GO): protein binding
Source: RefSeq, a predicted model, not a curated record